AUGGAGGUUGAAUAUCAUACUCGUUUAACAGCUGUUUUAGAUGUGACGCGUUUUCUAUUGAAGCAAGGUUUGCCUUUCCGUGGACAUGAUGAGUCCUUGAGCUCCUUGAACAAGGGUAAUUUCCUUGAGCUACUCGAGUGGUAUAGCCUGCGGAAUGAUAAGGUUUUUAGGGUGGUUAAUCAAAAUGCUCCAGCAAAUAAUCAAAUGACUUCGCCGAAAAUUCAGAAGGAGUUAGCAAAUGCUUGUGCAACAGAGAUUACAUGUGCUAUUGUUGAUGAUAUAGGAGAUAAGUAUUUUUCUCUUAUGAUUGAUGAAGCCCGGGAUGUGUCAGUGAAGGAGCAAAUGGGAGUUGUUUUGCGCUAUGUGAGUAAGAAUGGGUAUGUGAUAGAGAGGUUUCUUGCUAUGCUCCAAUUAGUGAUUGUUGCUGUUGCUAAAGACAAUCGAAUUGUGAGUGAUUUUUUUCAAUAUGUUACUAUGAUUGUUAACACGGCGGGGGCAUCUUGCAAAAGGAAAGACCAACUUCGGCAACAUCACCAUGACAAGUUAGUUGAGCAAUUGGAGAAGGUAGAGAUAGCCAGUGGUAGAGGACAAAAUCAAGAAUCCAGUUUAGCAAGACCGGGUGAUACUCGUUGGGGAUCGCAUUACACUACCAUUCUCCGGUUAAUCUCAAUGUGGACUUCAGUGUUAAAUGUCCUUCAAAAUGUGCAUGAUGAUGGUGCUUCUAAUGACAAUAGAGGCAUAGCGGCAACUGUAAAGGCUCAGCUUCAAGACUUAAGGGAGACAGGAUGGGAGGCAUUUUUGGAGCAAGUUAGAUCUUUUUGUGAAGGAAACUCUAUCCCGGUGCCUAAUAUGGAGGAUCAUAUGCGAAUCCGUGGUCGUUCUAGAUGGGAAGGGCAAGUCAUUACUCAUUUUCACCAUUACCGCGUUGAAAUUUUCUGUGAGGUCAUUGAUUUGAUUGCACAAGAAAUGCAAAACCGCUUCCCAGAAACUAGCACAGAGUUACUUCUUCUUCUGUCAUGCCUUGAUCCAAGGGACUCAUUCUCCAAAUUCAACAUCCAUAAGCUACUUCGUCUUGCAGAACUUUAUCCCGAAGAUUUCACAAUGACUGAACGCAUGAUGCUUGAGGAUCAACUUGCUACUUUUAUUUAUGAUGUGCUGCAUGAUCCAGAUUUUAUAAAUGUUGGGGACUUAGGAGGUUUUGCUAGGAAGAUGGUUGAGACAGGUAAACAUAUUAUUUUUCCACUAAUUUAUCGCCUUAUCGAGUUGGCAUUGGUUUUACCAGUUGUGACAGCUACUGUUGAGAGGGUGUUUUCGGCGAUGAAUAUUGUGAAAACUGACUUACGUAAUAAAAUGGGAGACGAGUGGAUGAAUGAUAGCUUGGUUGUCUAUAUUGAGCGGGAGGUUUUUGCAACUAUAGACAAUGAAGCAAUUCUACAACGUUUUCAGAAAAUGCAAACUCGGCGGAUGCAGUUACCUCCUCUUAGUCUGACCCACAUGCCUCACAUUUCUAGCACUAACGCUGGCAUCGGCUCUAGUUCAAGCAUGCAUAAAUAG
This is a messenger RNA of Dioscorea cayenensis subsp. rotundata (Guinea yam), 1554 nucleotides long. RefSeq lists its product as uncharacterized. The transcript is spliced from 4 exons. Gene Ontology annotation, molecular function: protein dimerization activity. The record is from RefSeq and is a predicted model, not a curated record. The coding region runs from base 1 to 1554 and encodes 517 amino acids. Lineage: Eukaryota; Viridiplantae; Streptophyta; Magnoliopsida; Dioscoreales; Dioscoreaceae.